AUGCCUGUUCUAACGCCUUGCUUACCUCUGUUUGGCCGUUGGUUCCUUUUCCGUCGUUCUCCUCCCAGGCUGGUUUUGCGUUACCCGGCCGCCACAAGGGUGCGGGCCGGGUUACACCGCCGGCGCAACACGAACGAGGUGUGGACUGGGGGCAUAUUAAUGGCCAUGGGAGCGGUGGGAGCAGCCAUUGAGCGCUGUUGGCGGUCGUCAGGCAUGGAGGAAGCAGUGGAGUUGGAUAGAGAGCACCCCGAAAGCGUGCGGGGGCAGUUUCAGGUGCCUACGUGGCGGUCGAUGGGCCUCGCAGGCGGCGACCCGGACAGGGAGGUCUACUAUCUGUGUGGAAACUCGCUGGGAUUGAUGCCCAGGAGGACGAGGAGCGCAAUUGAGAGAGAGUUGGACGCCUGGGGGGCGCGGGGCGUCGAGGGACACUUCAGACACCCGGGAGUCGACGAGGGCUGCGUGCCCUGGGUGGACAUCGAUCUUCCCGUGGUGCCGCUGCUGGCGCCGGUCGUGGGAGCGCAGGAGGACGAAGUGGCUGUUAUGAAUAGUCUGACUGCGAACUUGAACAGUCUGCUGGUCACGUUCUACCGGCCGCGAGGGUCGCGGACCAAGAUUAUGGUCGAGAAGAGCGCCUUCCCGUCGGACUACUACGCGCUGUACAACCAGUGCAGGAUCCACGGCGUGGAUCCCGAGCAGAACCUGGUGCUGCUCGAGCCGCGUGCCGGCGAGUUCCAUCUGCGGACCGAGGACAUCUUGCAGGCGAUUGAGGCGAACAGUGACUCGCUGGCGGUGGUGUGUCUGUCGGGGAUCCAGUACUACACCGGCCAGCUGUUCGAGAUCGAGCGGAUCACGAGGUUUGCACACCGGUUCCCGGACAUCGUGGUGGGCUGGGAUCUCGCUCAUGCGGUCGGAAACGUCGAACUGAAACUGCACGAGUGGGGCGUGGACUUUGCCUGCUGGUGCUCCUACAAGUAUCUGAACGCGGGGCCCGGCGCCAUCGGCGGUCUCUUCGUGCACUCCAAGCAUGCCAGCGGCAGCGGUGAUCCGCUGCCCCGUCUCGCAGGCUGGUGGGGCAACAACGCCGAGCAGCGGUUCAAGAUGCUCGAGGAGUUCGACCCCAUUCCAGGAGCGCUGGGAUUCAGACAGUCCAACCCGAGCGUCAUCGACGUCGUCGCGCUCAAGAGCUCGCUUCAAAUCUUUGCCGAGUUCGGAGGGAUGGUCAAGAUCCGCGAGAGAUCGCUCCAGCUUACCAACUACCUCGUGCGGCUGCUCAAGGCAUCUCCCCACUACCGCGACUCGGUCUCCUCUGCCACCGGCUUCACCAUUGUCACUCCCGUGGCCCGCGACUGCGACCACGGCGCCCAGGUCUCUAUCCUGUUCUUCCCGGACAACGUCAUGAGCCGGGUCUCCAGCUAUGCCAACGCCAGAGGGCUGAUCGCCGACGAGAGAAGGCCCAACGCGAUGCGCCUCGCGCCGGCUCCGCUCUACAACACCUUCCAGGACGUCUACGCCGCGGUGCAAUUGCUCAACGAGGCCAUUGACCACCUAUAG
Molecule: messenger RNA, 1551 nt
Organism: Torulaspora globosa
Lineage: Eukaryota; Fungi; Ascomycota; Saccharomycetes; Saccharomycetales; Saccharomycetaceae
Gene: BNA5
Product: kynureninase
Exons: 1
Coding region: 1-1551 (516 amino acids)
Biological process (GO): NAD+ biosynthetic process
Cellular component (GO): cytoplasm
Molecular function (GO): pyridoxal phosphate binding; kynureninase activity
Source: RefSeq, a predicted model, not a curated record